This is a messenger RNA of Aspergillus brunneoviolaceus CBS 621.78, 1201 nucleotides long. It is a transcript of the gene racA, whose product is annotated as putative Rho GTPase Rac. Gene Ontology annotation, cellular component: cell projection; cytoskeleton; plasma membrane. Gene Ontology annotation, molecular function: GTP binding; protein kinase binding; GTPase activity. Lineage: Eukaryota; Fungi; Ascomycota; Eurotiomycetes; Eurotiales; Aspergillaceae. Bases 494 to 1093 code for a protein of 199 amino acids. The record is from RefSeq and is a predicted model, not a curated record. The transcript has 6 exons. Gene Ontology annotation, biological process: actin filament organization; establishment or maintenance of cell polarity; cortical cytoskeleton organization.
UACAUUUCUCACCCGCUGAUUCACACCUCUCUUUAUUUCAUUCACCUCCUCUCCACCUCCCUCCCUCCGCCUCCACCACCACACCUGUUUUGCAAUCUUCUUUCCUAGUCUUUCUAUUUUCAUCCUUCCAUUUGGAUCUUUUCCUUUUUCUUUUAUUUGCCUGCCAUUUUUCCUCUGACUUGACUUGCUUAAUUUCCUGUCUCGUACCUUUGGCCGCGUAUUUGUGUCUUGGGUGUUGUGUCGCCGUUAUCUCCGUUGUGCAUUGCGAAUCCUCCCUGACCGGUUCGACUUGCCUUUCGGUCUUCAGCAGAUACCCGCGCUGCUUGGUUACACGCCCGCCCGUUAAGCCACGACGCAACCCACUCCCCCCGUUGACCCCUUUGAAUCCUCGAGCUUCCGUGGAGUCGAACUCGCCAUUACUCUCGUCUGUCGUGACCGUCGCAACCGUGUUUAUCAUUUGUGUUCAUAUACCCUCUAGAAUCAUAAAGCGAAGAUGGCGACAGGACCUGCGACUCAAUCCCUGAAGUGUGUGGUAACAGGUGACGGUGCUGUUGGAAAAACAUGUCUCCUGAUUUCGUACACAACCAACGCCUUCCCCGGUGAAUAUAUACCCACCGUAUUCGACAACUAUACUGCCAGUGUAAUGGUAGAUGGCAGACCGAUCAGCUUAGGACUUUGGGAUACUGCUGGACAGGAAGAUUACGAUCGUCUUCGCCCGUUGUCCUACCCGCAAACCGAUGUUUUCCUGAUCUGUUUCUCCAUUGUUAGCCCUCCCUCGUUUGAUAACGUGAGAGCCAAGUGGUUCCCCGAAAUCGAACAUCAUGCUCCCAACGUACCUAUCAUUCUCGUCGGUACCAAGCUCGAUCUGAGGGACGAUCGGGCCACUCUAGAAACUUUGCGCCAGAGGAAGAUGGAGCCCGUUUCCUACGAACAGGCUCUGGCCGUGGCCAAGGAAAUCCGAGCACACAAGUACCUGGAGUGCUCCGCUCUCACACAGCGUAACCUGAAAAGUGUAUUCGACGAGGCCAUUCGUGCUGUCCUCAACCCCCGGCCUACGGCGAAACCGAAGAACAAGAAAUGUGUCAUUCUGUAGAUCGUCUCCCCCUCACUGCAUCUUCCGACCUAUAAUAUAAAUAACUAAUUCGGCGUCUGGGUUUUGGCUGUAACGCCCCGCAUUUUGCUGGUUUUGGCUGGUUGUCCU